This is a messenger RNA of Saprolegnia diclina VS20, 743 nucleotides long. RefSeq lists its product as hypothetical. NCBI's taxonomy places the organism in Eukaryota, Oomycota, Saprolegniomycetes, Saprolegniales, Saprolegniaceae. Bases 12 to 584 code for a protein of 190 amino acids. The record is from RefSeq and is a predicted model, not a curated record. The transcript has a single exon.
CUCCAAUUGCAAUGGUCGCGCGCACCAAGCGCCGCACGACUGCUCCGCCGGCGAAGCGCGCCAAGGUCGCUGCGGUCGCAUCGAUCGAAGCGCUCAGUCAAGACAUCUUUCUCCACUUUGCUACGUUUCUCCAGCCCAACGAAGCGCUGCGUCUCGCGAGCUCGAGCCUCGUGUUUGACCGCGCUAUGGACGACAACGUGUGGCGCGCCAUGCUAUUGCACCAGUGCCAUGUCCAGCCGUCGCUGCUCAAGCCGCGCACGCAGACGCGCAAGAUGGUUAUGAACCUCGCGCAGAAGAAGAGUUGCGAGCGCUGCGACCGCUUCAUGGCCCACGGGUGUCGUAUUAUCAAGGUCCACACGAAGCACCGCGGCAAGAGGCUCUGCGAUCACUGCUUUGAGCUUCCGAUGUUCAAGGAAAUCAGCCACAUGGAUGCAAUCGCAGAGUACAAGCUCACGCAUGAGCAGCUCCGGGGACUGCGGCACCGCCUCGUUACGAUGGGGGACUACGAUUUAGGCGAGCGCUUCAAGACGAUGAUGUACAACCUCCAAGCUGUUCUCGACCUUGUGGUCAAGUUGCGCUCAUAGUCGAAUGCGUCGAUGUUUCGACUGAAUAGCAGUGGCGUGUAAUUAGCUUGUUCAAGUCGCGGCAGAUUGCUCGAUUGCUGACCAGCGUUUGACAAGGAAAAGUGACGAUUGCAAAGCAUCAAGUUCGACGAAUCAAUUUAGAAUGCUCUUCCUUAUACA